AUGUCAGAGACUUCCUCCCACGACUCCUUCUACGAUUCCUUAUCCGACGUGCAGGAGGAAAGCAAGAAUGUGGACCACUUCCCAGGACUCUCUGCUUUUCUCAGUCAGGAAGAGAUAAACAAGAGUCUCGACCUGGCCCGCCGAGCUAUAGCCAGCACUGAAACAGAGGAUUUCGACUCGGAAAAGGAGAUCUCACAGAUUCUCAACAGCUCUCCGGGCAGCCUGUGCGCAAAGCAGGAGGAGGAGGAGGAGGAGGCGAUCAAAUUGGCGGAGCCGGCCUCUUCUGCAAGGUCUCCAGAUCGCAGGCCAACCCCCGCUCAGCCUCUGGCAGUGGAGCAAGCUGAAGGCAUCAGUUCACCUGCUUCUAGAAGAAAACCUGCCCUCUCACCCCUGCUUGCCAGCCCCAGCUAUAUCCGGAGCCUGCGCAGAUCUGAGAAACGUGGGGCAAAAUUUCCCAGCCCCAGUGCAAAGCCGAAGCCUGCGCCUCCAAGCCAGGCCGGGCCCCAGAGCCAGCUGUGCGACAAGGCCGCUAACUUCAUCGAGGAGCUGACAUCCAUCUUCAGGGAAGCAGCCAAGCCGAGAAACCGGAGCCCCAACGGGGAGUCCUCAUCUCCAGACAGUGGGUACCUGUCUCCUAAAACUCAGCCCUCGGCCCUGAUGAGUGCCACAGCCAGCCAGAGCCCCACCGAAGAGCAGCAGGAGAUGGAGGCCAGACCCUGUUACCUGGGCAGGCAGCCGCCCCACCGCCUCACGCACCUGCAGCCACAAAACGGGCUCCACGUGCGCUCGGCGCCCAGGUUCAUCCAGAAGCUCAAGAGUCAAGAAGUGGCCGAAGGAAGCCGAGUCUACCUGGAGUGUAGGGUCACGGGGAAUCCCACUCCAAGAGUCAGAUGGUUCUGUGAGGGGAAGGAGCUACACAACACUCCUGACAUUCACAUUCGCUCUGAGGGCGGGGACCUCCAUACCCUGACCAUCACAGAGGCCUUUGAGGACGACACUGGCCGCUAUACCUGUCUGGCGACAAACACUAGUGGCUCCGACUCAACCUCUGCCGAGGUGUUCAUUGAAGGAGCCAGUUCCACGGAUUCUGACAGUGACAGUUUAACUUUCCGAUCAAAAGCUGGAGCAAUGCCACAAGCUCAAAAGAAAACAACUUCUGUUUCCUUGACAAUAGGAGCAUCCUCUCCAAAGACAGGAGUAACCACAGCUGUGAUUCAGCCUUUGUCAGUCCCUGUUCAACAGGUUCACAGUCCAACUGCACAUCUUUGCCGCACCGAUGGAACCACCUCAGCCUACUUUCCUCCUGUUUUUACAAAGGAGCUGCAGAACACGGCAGCCUCGGAGGGCCAGGUGGUCGUCCUGGAGUGCCGGGUUCGAGGGGCGCCCCCUCUACAGGUGCAGUGGUCCCGCCAAGGAAUUGAGAUCCAAGACUCUCCAGACUUCCGAAUUCUACAAAAAAAACCCAGAUCUACAGCUGAACCUGAGGAGAUUUGCACCCUUGUCAUCGCUGAGACUUUCCCCGAAGACGCUGGCAUCUUUACCUGCUCAGCAACAAAUGAGUAUGGAUCAGUGACCAGCACUGCCCAACUAGUUGUCACUUCAGCCAACACUGAAAAUUGUAGCUACGACUCAUUGGGGUAUGCCAACAAUGACCACUUCCAGCACUUUCCACCGCCCCCUCCAAUCUUGGAGACGAGCAACUUUGAGUUGGCAUCCAAGAAACCAUGUGAGAUCCAGCAGGUGAACAGCCCUGACUUAGGACUCAGCAUGGCAGCCCUUCAGAUGCAAUUCGGUUCUGCCGAGAGGGAAAGCAACGGAGUCCACCCCGGCCAUGGAAUGAAUGGACUGAUGAAUGGCAAGGCCAACGCUAAUAAAUCUCUUCCAACACCAGCGGUCCUGCUUUCACCCACCAAGGAGCCACCGCCCCUGCUUGCCAAACCAAAACUGGGAUUUCCAAAGAAGACGGGGAGAACUGCUAGGAUCGCCUCCGAUGAAGAGAUUCAAGGCACCAAGGAUGCUGUCAUUCAAGAUCUAGAACGAAAACUUCGCUUCAAGGAGGAUCUCCUGAACAACGGCCAGCCGAGGUUAACAUACGAAGAGAGAAUGGCACGCCGAUUGCUUGGUGCAGACAGUGCAACUGUCUUCAAUAUCCAAGAGCCAGAAGAAGAGACAGCGAAUCAGGGCUUUGGGUCUCCUCCUGCUUCUCUAGGGAGUCCUCUGGAUGGUCAAAAGGAAUACAAAGUCUCCAGCUGUGAACAAAGACUCAUAAGUGAAAUCGAGUACAGACUGGAAAGGUCUCCUGUGGACGAAUCAGGGGAUGAAGUUCAGUAUGGGGAUCUGCCUGUGGAGAAUGGAGUAGCGCCAUUCUUUGAGAUGAAGCUGAAACACUACAAGAUCUUUGAGGGGAUGCCGGUGACUUUCACAUGCAGAGUGGCGGGGAAGCCCAUGCCGAAGAUCUAUUGGUUUAAAGAUGGGAAACAGAUUUCUCCAAAGAGUGAUCACUACACCAUUCAGAGAGACCUGGACGGGACCUGUGUCCUCCACACUGCAGCCUCCACCCUCGACGAUGAUGGCAACUACACCAUCAUGGCUGCCAACCCUCAGGGCCGUGUCAGCUGUACUGGACGGCUAAUGGUGCAGGCUGUCAACCAAAGAGGUCGCAGUCCACGCUCGCCCUCCGGCCAUCCUCAUGUCAGAAGGCCUCGAUCUAGAUCAAGAGACAGUGGGGAUGAAAACGAACCAAUCCAGGAGCGAUUCUUUAGACCACACUUCCUGCAGGCUCCCGGAGAUCUGACUGUUCAAGAAGGGAAACUCUGCAGAAUGGACUGCAAAGUCAGUGGGUUACCAACCCCAGAUCUAAGCUGGCAACUAGACGGAAAGCCAAUACGCCCGGACAGCGCUCACAAGAUGCUCGUUCGUGAGAAUGGGGUGCACUCGCUGAUUAUAGAGCCAGUCACGUCUGGAGACGCCGGCAUCUACACAUGUAUAGCCACCAACAGAGCAGGACAGAACUCUUUCAGCCUGGAGCUCGUGGUUGCUGCUAAAGAAGCACACAAACCCCCUGUGUUUGUUGAGAAGCUACAAAACACAGGAGUUGCUGAUGGCUACCCUGUGAGACUGGAGUGCCGGAUUGCAGGUGUACCACUGCCCCAGAUAUUCUGGAAGAAAGAAAAUGAGUCACUCACUCACAGCACUGACCGAGUAAGCAUGCACCAGGAUAAUCAUGGCUACAUCUGCCUGCUCAUUCAGGGAGCCACAAAAGAAGAUGCUGGAUGGUACACUGUGUCAGCCAAGAAUGAAGCAGGGAUUGUGUCAUGUACUGCCAGGCUGGACGUUUACACCCAGUGGCACCAGCAGCCACAGACCACCAAGCCAAGAAAAGUACGGCCCUCAGCCAGUCGCUAUGCAGCACUUUCAGACCAGGGGCUAGACAUCAAAGCCGCCUUCCAGCCUGAAGCCAACCCAUCUCACCUGACACUGAAUUCUGGCUUGGUAGAAAGUGAAGACCUGUAAACCUGUUAAAGCUGAGAUGCGGAACAGCCAUUGCUUUGACCAAUGUAGUCCUGUCACAUUAAGUAAAAUUGACUUAUAAGAAAUU
Molecule: messenger RNA, 3598 nt
Organism: Dipodomys ordii (Ord's kangaroo rat)
Lineage: Eukaryota; Metazoa; Chordata; Mammalia; Rodentia; Heteromyidae
Gene: Palld
Product: palladin, cytoskeletal associated protein
Exons: 20
Coding region: 1-3513 (1170 amino acids)
Source: RefSeq, a predicted model, not a curated record